Molecule: messenger RNA, 1488 nt
Organism: Magallana angulata
Lineage: Eukaryota; Metazoa; Mollusca; Bivalvia; Ostreida; Ostreidae
Biological process (GO): double-strand break repair via homologous recombination
Cellular component (GO): chromosome; cytoplasm; nucleus
Molecular function (GO): four-way junction helicase activity; ATP binding; 3'-5' DNA helicase activity
Source: RefSeq, a predicted model, not a curated record
AUGGAGGAAAUAUACACGAGGACAUUGGCGAAGGUUUUAACGAAGUUUAAGUUCGAAAUUAAGUUAAAGGAGGAACAACAGAGUGUUUUAUUUAGUAUUUUAGAGAAGAAGGAUGUCUUUGCAUUGCUACCAACUGGCUUUGGCAAGUCGAUGACAUACAUUUUGAUGCCAUUGCUUGCAGACGAGGUAAUUGAAGGGGGAGCACCAAGCCACACAGCGCUAGUUAUUUCACCAUUAAGAGCCUUAAUGAGAGACCAGGUUGAUUUUUUAGAACAGCAUGAUGUCGGUUCCAUUGCUCUUAUGGACACCACUCAAGUCAAAGAUGUUGCUGACAAGCAUUACAGUAUGAUUUUUGCAUCACCAGAAGCAGCUAUACACCAAAGAUGGCGAAAAGUACUAAGGGAUUGGCUGAAACCAAGAGUGUGUGUUCUAGUGUUUGAUGAAGCUCACUGUAUUUCAUCAUGGGGACUGGACUUUAGACCAGCUUAUCGGAAGGUAGCAGGAUUACAGAGUGUUAUCAAUACCUGUACAUUGGUACUUACAGCAACAGCAACAAGAAAGAUCCAAGAGGAUAUUUACAUGACCCUUGGCUUUGAAUCGGACACCACGAAAGUUGUUGCAGUCUUGCCGGAUAGGCCAAAUAUUUUCUUGAACAUGAAGAAUUCAACAGAAAAAUUUGAAGAAGAGUUGGAUUGGAUGGUAGAACACAUAAAGGGAAAUCAGAGUCAAAGAAAAAUUUUGGUUUAUGUCAGAUCAAUUAACACAUAUAACAUCUAUUUGUGGUUAAUAUCAUCAAUUAAGGACAGAUUCUUUGUGCAUGGAAUGCCAUCCCUGGAGAACAGAAGAAUAGAAAUGUAUCAUGCGAAUACUGAUGAAGAGAGCAAAAGCAGAAUAUUGACUGAAUUUUUGAAGCCUUCAGGAAAUGUGCAAGUUGUCAUUUCUACAGUUGCUUUUGGAAUGGGGAUUAAUAUCCCUGAUGUUGAUAUUGUAGUUCACUGGGGGCUGCCCACUUCAUGUUUAAGCUACUGGCAAGAAGUUGGACGAUGUGCAAGGGACAGCAGAGUUGGACAUGCAGUAUGUUAUGGGUUCAAAAGAAGUGUAUCCAAAUGUGAGGACGAAAUGAAAGACAUUAUAAAACUCAACUCAUGUGUCCGUUUAUCAGUACUGAAGAAUUUCCAUCUGCGUGGAAUGAGUACCAGUGAUUUUGAUACCAUGAAGGAGAACAUCAUUUGCAAUGGUGAUUGUGAGGAAGUUUGCAAUUGCAAGAAAUGCAAAUGUUGCAGUGUGUGCAGCAACCUUUGCAACUGCCCCCGCCGCUCAAAAGACCACCUGCUAUCAUUCUUGACUUAAUUCUUUGGUUGUACAUGAUAAAAUUUGUGACUGCAUGUACCUUACUUUUGUAUGACAUUAAAUGAUUGCAUUAGAUUUCCUCUUUAUUUUUAGCAUUGUAUCUUUGUAACAUUAUCAUUUGUUCUAACUUUAACUGGC